This is a messenger RNA of Aspergillus aculeatus ATCC 16872, 1413 nucleotides long. RefSeq lists its product as uncharacterized. The record is from RefSeq and is a predicted model, not a curated record. The transcript has a single exon. Gene Ontology annotation, molecular function: oxidoreductase activity. Lineage: Eukaryota; Fungi; Ascomycota; Eurotiomycetes; Eurotiales; Aspergillaceae. Bases 496 to 1251 code for a protein of 251 amino acids.
ACGCAGGAUUAGUAAAUGCACCUCGAACGGCAAUAGUUCGUACAGAGUUUAAGCAAGUUUCCCUAGUUGGACGAAAUAGAACUAUUGCAUCUGCUGACUCAGUGCGCCUUUUGUGCAACAGUGCGUGGCUCAAGUGGCUUAUAGGAUGGAUUUCGCUUCGGAAAUAAUACCGGCGAUGACGUGAUGAGGCAUCAGCUACAUCAGCCUGGCCCUGGAUGAUUGUAUGCGGCCUCCGGUUAGGGCCGGAUUUUGGCUCUAUGGUCAUAAUGUGGUUGGUCGGCUCGUUCGUUCAACCGCUGAGAUCCACGAACUUCAUCUUAUCUCCGAGCACAUAAAUACCCAGGUAGGUAUAUAGGAAGUUAUAAAAGCCCAAAGCCUAGCCGGCCUUGAACAAGGACAACAACAACAGUAAUAGAAGCAGAAACAGCCCUGAUUUAUAUCAUUCGAUCAACCACCUACUACAUCUUUCAAAUCGGACCAAAGAAAGAAAUCCUCAUGGCAAUGUCCCGCCUCCAAGGAAAAGUCGCCCUCGUCACCGGCGCAUCCCGCGGCAUCGGCCGCGCAACAGCCCUAGCCCUUGCAAAAGAAGGCGCAAGCGUCGUGAUAAACUACAUAUCUUCAUCUGCAGCAGCAGAAGAAGUCGUCUCGCAGAUUGGCGCCGACCGCGCAAUCGCAGUGCAAGCGAACGUCUCAAGGCGCGAGGAAAUCUCCCGUCUUAUCAAGGCCACCGUUGAUCGCUUUGGAAAAAUCGAUACGCUUGUCCUUAAUGCCGGAAUGCUCUGGCAGAAGGGGGAUCUUGCUAGUAUUACGGAGAGUGACUUUGACACGCUUUUCGCGGCGAAUGUGAAGGGACCCUUAUUUACCGUGCAGGAAGCGGCACCGUUUAUACCGGAUGGUGGACGCGUGAUGCUUUUCUCGACUUCCUUGGCUGCGUUUAGCAUGGUCACUCCGAACUAUCUGUUGUACACAGCCAGCAAAGGAGCCAUUGAGCAGAUGACGCGCGUAUUGGCGAAGGACCUCGGAAAGCGGAAGAUCACAGUGAACACGAUUGCGCCGGGGCCGAUUGGGACGGAUGCUUACUUUGUCGGCAAGACAGAGCAGAUGGUCCAGAUGCAGAGUAAUACUGCGCCUGCUGGAAGACUGGGCACGCCGGAGGAAGUUGCAAAUGUUGUUGCCUUUAUUGCGAGCGAUGAGAGUUCGUGGGUUAACGGGCAGACCGUGAGGAUUAAUGGGGGAAUGACAGUUGGAUAGGGCAUCCUAAUGGGACAAUUCGGGUUUCCGAGUUUGGAGUAAAGCUGUACGCGCGAACUGAUGGUCGUGAGAGGAUUCGAUUAGUGCCUCAAUCCCAGUCGACUGGAAACCCAGACGGCGGGCAAGAUAAGCCAUAUUAUGAAUAACAUGCUUAUCAGCCGG